GGAGCAAAAAGUUUCCGUGACAACACGGAAAUGAGUAACUCUGCAGCCCAUUAGAGCUGGGCGGGAGGAGUCCAGGAGGCGGGAGCCGCGGCGAUCUAGUUGUCCGCAUCCCUGGAUCCCCUGCAGACCCGGGACCCUGACCCGCUCGUGGAGCGAGACCCACUCGGGACCCCUGCGGCCGCCGCGGCCAAACGACCACUGCAGCUAUGGCCAUGGGACUCUUCCGGGUCUGUCUGGUUGUGGUGACUGCCAUCAUUAACCACCCACUGCUGUUCCCACGGGAGAAUGCCACAAUUCCCGAAAACGAGGAGGAGAUCAUUCGCAAGAUGCAGGAGCACCAGGAGAAGCUGCAGAUGGAGCAGCUGCGCCUGGAGGAGGAGCUGUCACGUCUGGAGGCUGAGAAAGAGGCUCUGCGGCAGGAAGAAGUCGAGGACCAGCAGCAGCAAGAGCCCCACACCACCUGGGACCUCUGGAGCACUCUCUGCAUGAUCCUCUUCCUGAUCAUCGAGGUAUGGAGGCAGGACCACCAGGACGGGACCUGUCCGGAGAGUCUGGGUGGGGAUGAGGAUGAGCUGUCGGGACUAGGGGGCAUCCCGCUGCUGGGCCUUUCCCUGCCCAAUAGGGCCACCCUGGACCACUUCUACGAGCACUGUAUCCGAAGCGCCACAGGGGAUGCCACCCGCACCCGGGAGUUUGUGGAAGGUUUCGUGGAUGAUCUGCUGGAAGCUCUGAGGAGCGUCUGCAACCGGAACACUGACAUGGAGAUGGAGGACUUCAUUGGUGUGGGCAGCAUGUAUGAAAACUGGCAAGUGGAGAGGCCGCUGCUGUGCCACCUGUUUGUACCCUUCAUACCCCCAGAGCCUUACAGCUUCCACCCAGAGUUCUGGUGCUCCAGCCCUUCAGUGCCCCUGGAACGUCAGGGCUAUGGCCAGAUCAAGGUGACCCUGGCUGACGGGGACCCUCUAGGCUGUAUCUGCGACAAGACUAAGCUUGGGGAGGAUAUGCUGUGUCUCCUCCAUGGCAAGACUAGAGGGACGUGGCCCGGCAGCAGUGGGAGGAACGGUGAGAUGGAGAACUUACUGUGUUCCAGAGAGUCCUCCUAUCUAGAUACCAUGCAGGUUAUGAAGUGGUUCCAGGUGGCCCUCACCAGAGCUUGGCACCGCAUCGCCCACAAAUAUGAGUUUGACCUUGCCUUUGGAGAGCUGGACACCCCAGGGUCUCUCAAAAUCAAGUUCCGAUCGGGGAAGUUCAUGCCUUUCAUCUUGACCCCUGUGAUCCAGUGUGAUGACUCAGACCUGUACUUUGUCACACAACUUCCCAAGGAGCCCUGCAUGGGAGCCCCAGCCUCUAGCACUGACUGGCCCCUGUCCUUCGCUGUCUAUGAACGACAGUUCCUCCGGAUGACAGCUAAGGCUCUGCCAGAGGGUGCCUGCCACCUUAGCUGUUUGCAGAUUGCCUCCUUCUUGCUCUCCAAGCAGAGCCGUCUGACAGGCCCCAGUGGGCUGAAGAACUACCACCUAAAGACUGCCCUGCUGCAUCUCCUGCUGUCCCGGCAGGCCGCUGACUGGAAGGCCAGCCAGCUGGAUGUGCGUCUGCAGGAUCUCCUCUGCUUCCUGGAGAGGAGCCUGCUGGAGAAGAAGCUCCAUCACUUCUUCGUGGGCAACCGCAAGGUGCCUAAGGCUAUGGGUCUCCCAGAGGUUGUGCACAGAGCCGAGCCUCUCAACCUCUUCCGGCCCUUCGUCCUGCAGCGGACUCUUUACCAUAACACAGUGAACUCCUUCUAUGAAAUGCUUAAGAACACCCCAACGCUCAUUAGCGAGUAUUCCCUCCAUGUCCCAUCAGACCGUGCCAGCCCACCACCAAAAACUGUCGCCUUGUAGAAUAUAAGAUUGAGGGAGAAGAAGGAGAGCAUCCCGUGUGUCUACCUUACUGGGCUCUGUGACCUCACACAGGAAACACAGUAGGCCUAGAGGGAGCUGAGGCUCAGGUCCCUGGGAAGCCAGGCCCUACAGAGUGAAGGAAACAGAGUUGCAACUAGACACUGGUUUGCCUUUCUGCCCUGGGGGCUUGUUGGUAAAACCAUUGUUUGGGUUUAGGUGCCCAAUUAUUUGUAGCUUAGUUUUGGAUCACGAUGAAUGACUAAGACAGUGACAGACCAGUCUCUAGGUACUGAGAGAAAAUGCAAGCACUGAUUUGAAUGCAGUCCUUUCUGUAUCACAGUCCAUCCUGUGUUCUGUAUCAAAGAGGAUCUACCGGGAUGUUGCCCGGGAUCAGACUCCCUGCACUCUACCCCAGGAGCUCCAGGCCCCAGACAUCUGCAGCUGAAUCAUGAGUGGGGACAGAUGUGGGAAUUCACAGCCUUUGAACCACAUCAUGCACAGUAACAGGUCCCACGGUGGCUGACUUGGCUAAAAGAACCUGGCAGGAGUCCAGGGGCCUGGUGGCUAAUGUCUCCACUACAGAGAAAUGGGGCCUUGGUGGUGGAGUCUAAAGUUGGCCGGUUUCUCAGGCAGACAUGUUACUCAGGUGCAUACCCUCUCCCUGUCCCUUUACCCUUGUAUCAGGUCCCAAUCACCAUGGGUGCCAUUUACCACAUUGGGUGCUGGCUCUGAAGCCCCUCCCCUCUCCAUUGCUGGUCUUACCAGCCAGCAGCAUGGUAGAAGGUCACAGGUACUCAUACUCGGCUUGCACUUUGGCCCACUUUGAGGAAAAUUACAGAGUCCUGGAGUAAGGAUUAUGAUAUCCGUAGCCCAUCCUCAGGGUCCUGGUCAUAGGGAAGGGUAGGCUUGUAAGCCACAGGUGCUAUGAAAACCCAGCUCUGGUCCCCAGAACCAAAGCAUCUCCCAGUUCCUAACUCCAAGAGGGCCUCACCCACUGUUCAUCUCCAGUCUUUUCUGCACAGGCCUUGGUGACCUCAUAGAUGACCCAGGCUUAAAGAACAUGGUGGAGGCUGGGCUCACUGGGGAUCUAUGUGAGUAGUUUAGGCAUAGCCUGGUUACCUAAGGGAGUGCUGUGUGCCCCAGACAAGUACCAGAGCCUGAAGCUGGGCUCCUGUCCAGGCCUGUUCCAGCAGCUUCUCUUCCACUUGACCAUGACCAGCUCUUGGGGAUUUCUUCUCCACAUCUCCUUGGUAACUUUUACAGUGGACCAAAGAAGAAACUCGGGUGAAGAACGAGGUGGCACCUGCUAGCUCUCCAGAAGUUCAGGCAUCAAAACCAGGCUUCCCUUCACCCCACACGUGCCUCAUGUGGUCUCAAAACUCUCCAGAAGAUGGACCCUUUAGCCACCAAGGUUAAGUGGUGGUGGAGAGGACCUGCCACGUGCACCGUGGCUAGAGACUAUAGGAUGCUUGAGUACCAGCAGUAGUUAAACUGAACAUGGGUGGUCCUGCCCCUCUGCAGCCUCCAAGUGACAACCUGGGACCCAGUCACAGAAACUACACAACAUGCAGCUCUGUCAACAGCCUUGAGCCGCCUCGUCCAAGAGGUACCUCCCAGAGUGGAGACAGAUAUUAUCUGUGCCUUUCCCUGCUCAUUCAUAUCCGGCUGUGCUUUGAAGAGAGCCCGGCAACCAAGAACCAGCCUCCAGAAGCCAAGACCCAACCUAGACCUUCUUCAGUUUGCCCUUCACUUCCAGGAGAAGGUCACGGGAAGGACAACUCUGGCUCCUUGUCUUCUGAGCCCGGGACAGGACAGGAGCCCAUGCUACACCAGGGUUGCUUUGGGAGCACGCUGCCUUAUUUAUAUUAAAAGAAGAAUUAAAUUCUUGUAAGGAGUA
Molecule: messenger RNA, 3777 nt
Organism: Arvicanthis niloticus (Nile rat)
Lineage: Eukaryota; Metazoa; Chordata; Mammalia; Rodentia; Muridae
Gene: Itprip
Product: inositol 1,4,5-trisphosphate receptor interacting protein
Cellular component (GO): membrane
Molecular function (GO): protein kinase inhibitor activity
Source: RefSeq, a predicted model, not a curated record